Messenger RNA from Trematomus bernacchii (emerald rockcod), 653 nucleotides. Its product is annotated as zinc finger protein 570-like. Gene Ontology annotation, biological process: regulation of transcription by RNA polymerase II. Lineage: Eukaryota; Metazoa; Chordata; Actinopteri; Perciformes; Nototheniidae. Gene Ontology annotation, molecular function: RNA polymerase II cis-regulatory region sequence-specific DNA binding; DNA-binding transcription factor activity, RNA polymerase II-specific. The transcript has a single exon. The record is from RefSeq and is a predicted model, not a curated record. Bases 27 to 653 code for a protein of 208 amino acids. Gene Ontology annotation, cellular component: nucleus.
CACAGAGUGGACAUUUAAAAAGACACAUGAGAGUUCACACAGGAGAGAAACCCUUUAGCUGCUCAGUUUGUGAGAAAGCUUUUUCAGAGAGUGGAAUUUUAAAAAAACACAUGAGAGUCCACACAGGAAUGAAACCACACAGCUGCUCAGUCUGUAAGAAAGCUUUUUCAGAUAGUGGAGGUUUAAAAAAACACAUGAGAGUCCACACAGGAGAGAAAUCACACAGCUGCUCAGUCUGUAAGAAAGCUUUUUCAGAGAGUGGAAGUUUAAAAAAACACAUGAGAGUCCACACAGGAGUGAAACCACACAGCUGCUCAGUCUGUAAGAAAGCUUUUUCAGAUAGUGGAGGUUUAAAAAAACACAUGAGAGUCCACACAGGAGAGAAACCACACAGCUGCUCAGUCUGUAAGAAAGCUUUUUCACAGAGUGAAUAUUUAAAAAAACACAUGAGAGUCCACACAGGAGAGAAAUCACACAGCUGCUCAGUCUGUAAGAAAGCUUUUUCACAGAAUAUAGAUUUAAAGAGACACAUGAGUGUCCACACAGGAGAGAAACCACACAACUGCUCAGUCUGUAAGAAAGCUUAUUCACGGAGUGGAAGUUUAAAGAGACACAUGAGAGUCCACACAGGAGAGAAAUCACACAGCUGCUAA